Molecule: messenger RNA, 900 nt
Organism: Alternaria infectoria
Lineage: Eukaryota; Fungi; Ascomycota; Dothideomycetes; Pleosporales; Pleosporaceae
Exons: 2
Coding region: 1-900 (299 amino acids)
Source: RefSeq, a predicted model, not a curated record
AUGGACGCGACUUCCCCAGAGAUGAUCAACUUCGUUGUCGUUCCGGUCGAAACGAUAGUUAUUUGCGGCUAUAUAGUCGAUGAACUCAUCCUGGCCAUCUGCGAGGAUCCAUCAAAUGAAGAAAGCAAGCUCGAGGACUUCCAAGCGCUCAGUCGCAGUGCCAACACGAUAGUCCAAAAUGUCAAAAUAUGGCCACUCAUCGCAAAAGAGAGUUCCACCGCGUACGAUGUUUUCCGAACGCUACAUGAAGUCGCAUCGUACUGGCUGGAGCGUUCUCCAAUCUUCAAGAAACAUCUGAGUGUGCUCAGAGAGUACUUGGAACUGCUACCAGGUUUCUCAGCCAGUGGCCUAGAGACGUCCAUCUACGGAACCAUCAAGGACAGAGAAAUGAUCUUGCUUGAGCAGCAGAGAGAAAUUUCUUGGUACAAAAACCAGUGUCAACACUCAGACGUCGUUCGUGCGAAGGACUUGAAGCGCAAUCAGUCACAAUACCACCAGUUCUUGACCCGAUUGAUGUGGAUGCGAGAUGACCCUCUUUCAAGGAUGUUCCAGUCGUACUUCAAGGGAGAAUACCAGGACCACCCGAAAGAUUCCGAUUGUGAGGAGCUGUCGUAUCAGCUGGAGAGCUUCAGCGUUGCUGCCCUCACCGAGCGCGCCGACAACGACACCGCCGAGAGCAACGCUAUCAAGCUACCAACCCUCAAGUACAUCGCCAUUAUCGAGACCGACAACGAUAACAAGGCCAUCUUUGACCUCGAAUACCCCGAAGUCAACCAGGAUAAGCACAAGGUCUUGGUCAUCGCGAAGGACAUGUGUACCGAGAUGGUUUCCAAGGGUUAUGAGAGCAAGGUCAAGCUGCAGGACAUCAUGGAGAUGGCGGUCAAAAUGGCGAAGAAGUGA